Messenger RNA from Lineus longissimus, 1364 nucleotides. RefSeq names its product exopolyphosphatase PRUNE1-like. The transcript is spliced from 10 exons. The coding region runs from base 115 to 1212 and encodes 365 amino acids. NCBI's taxonomy places the organism in Eukaryota, Metazoa, Nemertea, Pilidiophora, Heteronemertea, Lineidae. Gene Ontology annotation, molecular function: exopolyphosphatase activity. Gene Ontology annotation, cellular component: cytoplasm. The record is from RefSeq and is a predicted model, not a curated record.
GCCAGCGCAUGUUGGGCUUUUUGAGGACUAAAAUUCUUGAAUAAAGGACGAUUUUGUCGAAUUCAAAGGUUUAAAUUUGUGUCGAGUCGUGACUACUUCGUACCACCUUACACCAUGGCGUUGUUACAGUUCUUGUCAGAAGUCAAAGCAAACUUGGCUAAUAUUGACAAGUAUGAAACAGUCCAUGUCGUCAUUGGUAAUGAGUCAUGUGACCUGGACUCUGUGAUCUCCGCUAUCACGUAUGCGUUCUAUCUAAAACAGGUUCUUCAAUCAAGUUCUACACUAGUUGUUCCAAUCUUGAACAUCCCACACGGCGACUUCACAAUCCGCACUGACUCUGUGUACGUUCUUGGAAAACACGGGAUAAACUCUGAUCAUGCGAUUUGUCGAGAUAACCUUGACCUUCGACCUUUACAUGAGAGCAGACGCUUGAAGGUGACCUUGGUGGAUUGUAACGUUUUCCCGGAAGAGCCCGAGUUAGACCGUGUUGUUGUCGAGGUGAUAGAUCAUCAUAAGUUGGUGCGGGAGUCCUCGGAUGGUAUCAGCCUAACAGUGGAAAUCGUAGGGUCGUGCACAACCCUGGUGGCAGAAAAACUAACUAAAGACGAGAGAUUCACGUUUGAUCCAGUGGUAGCCGAGCUUCUGCAUGCAACCAUAUUGACGGACACCAUCAACCUAAACCCAGAAGCAAAGAAAGUUACUCCAAAAGACAUUGAGUAUGUGGAGAAGUUAGAAUGUUGUCUGCCGGCAGUUGAUAGGACGAAAGUCUAUAAUGAGAUUCAAGUUGCAAAGGCAAAUAUAUCAGGUCUUACAACGUUAGAGCUCCUUCGAAGAGACCUGAAGUUUGUGACAGAGCCUGAUGUGACCAUUGCCAUGAGCUCAAUCCCAGUACAUUUACAGCAAUUUCUGACGAGGGUUCACGUUGUUGACGAUCUCAUGACAUUUUUAAAAAGUCGGAAGGCAGAUGCCGUGGUUGUCAUGACGACAUCGCCUACCCCCUCUGGUGGUAGUAUCGAGCGACAAUUGGGCAUCUAUUCCCCCGUCGAGGAACUGAGGAAAAAGAUAUCGCAAUCUCUUCAAACCACGUCAUCGCCGCCGUUAGACCUACAGCCCAUGAAAACAACCGUGCCAGCAUUCGUUGCAUUCUUGCAGGGAAAUGUUGCCGCGUCUCGGAAGCAGAUUUUGCCGCUGAUACGAGUGAUGUUUAAGUAAAUAAAAGAUUUGAUAACGGCUGAAGAACACAGAUAUUGAGGACAAUAACAUAACAGAAGAAAUUGUAAAAGCAGCUGGACCAGAAUGAUCAACGAGCAAACAAUAGAAUAUAGGAUAUAUAAUUUGGAUGACGAGCUCUUUUUGACAGAAAG